Molecule: messenger RNA, 5922 nt
Organism: Tachyglossus aculeatus (Australian echidna)
Lineage: Eukaryota; Metazoa; Chordata; Mammalia; Monotremata; Tachyglossidae
Gene: KIF14
Product: kinesin family member 14
Exons: 29
Coding region: 9-4964 (1651 amino acids)
Biological process (GO): microtubule-based movement
Molecular function (GO): microtubule binding; microtubule motor activity; ATP binding
Source: RefSeq, a predicted model, not a curated record
UUAUCAGAAUGUCUGUGUAUACAGCUUCUAUUCGAAAUCCCACUAAUGCCCUGGGAAUUCCUUCUUCACGAAACAAUUCUUCAGCAAAUAUCGUCACCAAGAGCGGCCGGCUUGGGCAGCAGUUGAAGACGCAAAUCUCAGUGUGUAAAAAUGACGAUCUAUUAUCCCAGUCUAUGAAUAAAAUACGAGAUGUGAAUCGGACCUAUGUUGUUUCAGCCUGCAAAAGAAUCGGUGACAAUCCUGUCACCCCUAAGACUGAUGGCAGAUUAACCCUCCAGAGAAGGACUGUGAAGAGUACAGAAUCACCAUUUCCUGGCGACCAGUUGGCGAAGGAACCCGAGAAAACAAGAGAGAGACCUCUUACAUUACAGCAUCGUGAAAGGACAGAUUCCCUGGAAAAAUGCAAAAUAAAUAAGAGUGUGGGAAGCGGAGGAAAAAAUACGAUCUCUGUUGCCCAGCAGAAUUACAAGGAAAAGGUAGCAAAUGCCGCUAAAGAUUCAUACCCCAGAUUGACCGGUCCUUCAGUUGAAACCCAAAGCUUAAAAGUGAAGCCUAAUCCGAAAAGCACAGAGUCCUCUUCUGCUCCCAGAGAGGAAAAUGGGACUGUUUCCUUAAAAUCCUUAACAAACAAGGUAUCUACUUAUUUACCAAACCCAAAUGAGGUUGUUCGGUUAGACCAUUUAAAUGCAACAAAAUCUAUUGAAAAUACAGUAGAAAUACAAAUACCGCCCCGGGGAACGAUGAAUGACAGAAUCCCUGGGGAGGAAACUGCGUGCACUCCAGAUAAUAAAUACGGCAGCUUGGAAAGAUCAAGAACACCUCGCCAGCGUGUAACAGGACUCAAGAUUUCCUCGAAGAGGAGUGCUUCUCGGGUUAAUAGCCCAGCUACAUCAUGUCUCAAAAGCAGGGCUUCUUGCCUUCAAGUUAUGACAAAUAAGAAAGGUAACUCCAAGUCUCUUUCGGCAAAUAAAAGCGGAAUAUCACAACACAGUACACUGCUGGAUCAAGAAGAAAUCGCCAGUCGGAUCUCCAGUACUGAAGCAGGUCUUGUAAAAGUAGAGAAUAGUACAGUGACGGUGGCUGUUCGCGUAAGACCUUUCAGCAACAGAGAGAAAACCGAUAAAGCAUCUCAGGUAGUUUUCAUGACUGGCCAGGAGACAACUGUGCAACAUCCCGACAGGAAACAAGUAUAUAAUUUUAUAUACGACUUCUCAUUCUGGUCUUUUGAUGACUGUCAUCCUAACUAUGCAAGCCAGAUGACAGUUUAUGAACAGUUGGCAGCUCCACUCUUAGAAAGAGCUUUUGAAGGAUACAACACCUGUCUCUUUGCUUAUGGACAGACUGGCUCUGGAAAAUCAUAUACGAUGAUGGGAUUUGGUGAAGAACGAGGAAUAAUUCCAAGAUUUUGUGAAGCUCUCUUUGCUCGGGUAGCACAGCAAAAAACGCAAGAGAUAUCUUAUCACCUGGAAAUGAGCUUCUUUGAAGUCUACAAUGAGAAGAUUCACGACCUGCUCGUUGUUAAAGCUGAAAACGGACAGAAGAAACAACCGCUCAGAGUAAGGGAACAUCCAGUGUCCGGGCCCUAUGUAGAAGACCUAUCUGUAAAUGUGGUCAGUUCUUCCUCUGAUGUCCAGAGCUGGCUCGAACUAGGAAAUAAACAAAGAGCAACUGCCGCCACCGGUAUGAACGACAAGAGCUCCAGAUCCCAUUCUGUUGUUACCCUUGUGAUGACCCAGACAAAGACGGAGUAUGUGGAAGAAGAAGAACACGAUCACAGGAUCACAAGCCGUAUAAAUCUAAUAGAUCUGGCAGGGAGUGAACGCUGCACUACAGCUCAGACCAGUGAGGAACGGCUGAAGGAAGGUGCUAGUAUUAAUAAGUCGUUAUUGACUCUGGGAAAAGUGAUUUCUGCACUCUCUGAACAAGUGUACAACCAAAAGAGGGUUUUUAUUCCAUAUCGUGACUCUGUUCUUACUUGGUUGUUAAAAGAAAGUCUGGGUGGAAAUUCGAAAACUACAAUGAUUGCUACAAUCAGCCCUGCUGCGAGUAACUUAGAGGAAACAUUAAGCACGCUUCGGUAUGCUAAGCAAGCGCGUUUGAUCGUUAACAUUGCCAAAGUAAAUGAAGAUAUGAACGCUAAGCUAAUCAGAGAACUGAAAGCCGAAAUUGAGAAGCUGAAAGCCGCUCAAAGGAGUACUCAAAACAUUGACCCUGAAAGAUAUAGUCGCUGUCGACAAGAAAUAACUUCCUUAAGGAUGAAAUUACAUCAGCAGGAGAGAGAUAUAGCAGAAAUGCAAAGGGCCUGGAAGCAAAAGUUUGAGCAAGCAGAAUUAAGAAAAAUUCAAGAAACGAAGGAACUGCAGAAAGCAGGAAUUACAUUCAAAAUGGACAACCGACUGCCCAACCUUGUCAACCUCAAUGAAGAUCCUCAGCUGUCUGAGAUGCUGCUGUAUAUGAUAAAAGAAGGACAAACUACAGUUGGAAAGUAUAAACCAAACUCAAAUCAUGAUAUUCAACUCACUGGGGUGCUGAUUGCUGAUGAUCAUUGUGUUAUCAAGAAUUUUGAUGGCAUGGUGACUAUUACUCCCCUAGGAGAAGCAAAGACCUAUGUAAAUGGAAAACAUAUUUCAGAGCUAACAGUUCUUCAUCACAGUGACAGGGUGAUUCUAGGUGGAGAUCAUUAUUUCAGAUUGAACCAUCCUGUAGAAGUUCAGAAAGGAAAAAGAUCAGCAUAUGGGACAGUUCUGACAAGUGAUGGCGCAAAGGACUUUGAAUUUGCAAAAAAUGAACUUCUAAUGGCACAAAGAUCACGACUUGAAGCUGAAAUUGAAGAGGCCCGUUUAAAAGCUAAGGAAGAAAUGAUGCAAGGAAUUCAAAUUGCAAAGGAAUUAGCUCAGCAAGAACUUUCUUCUCAAAGAACCGCCUAUGAGAGCAGGAUAAAAGCCCUGGAAGCAGAGCUGAAAGAGGAAUCACAGCGGAAGAAAAUGCAAGAAAUGAAUAACCGAACGGCUACUCACAAAAUUCAGGAAUUGGAAAAAGUCAAGCAACAUCUUGAACAGGAAGUCCACGUUAAUAAGAAGCGGUUAGAAAUGGAAGCUCUGGCUACUAAACAAGCUCUAGAAGAUCACACAAUUCGCCAUGCUAAGAUUCUCGAAGCCUUGGAAGAUGAGAAACAGAAAAUUGCCAAAGAAGUACAAACUCUCCAGCAAAGCAGGAACAACCGAGACAAAGCCUUGAUUCCGCCUAAUUGGAAUUCCAUGAAACUCUCAAUGAUGAUCCAGGAAGCCAACACCAUUAGUAAGAAAUUACAAAAGUGUACUGUGUUUUGCAGGCACGAUGUACCAGACAAAGGAAACAGUACUGAGCCUUCUGUUCAGAUCCAAGUUCGUAAUCUCCAGCUGGGAAUCUCCACCUUUUGGAGCUUGGAAAAGUUUGAGUCCAAGCUUCUGUCAAUGAAAGAACUCUAUGAGAGCAACAAUAGCUCCAGGGAUGAUGAUGUAUUUUACGAUCCUGGUGAUGAAUGGGAACCUGACUUAGCAAAUACAUCGAUUUCUUCAUUGUCUAGAAGGAGGAGUAGAAGUUUGAUGAAGAAUAAGAGAAUUUCUGAAUGUUUACUUGACCUAAAAGUUCAUCCAAUCCAGAAUCUUCAGCCUUUACACUCACCAGGUUCACCAAAUAAUUCACCUAGUAUUUACUCAUACUCAGCAGAAUCAUUCCUACCUGGAAUUUGCAAAGACUUCAUUGGUUCAGCAUUAAAUUGCCUCGGACAAAGUUAUGAGGAGGAAAAGACUUUGGCAGACAGCAUUAUAAGUAAUUUUCUUAAAAUUCAAAUUGGAGUCACUAUGAUUUCAAAUGCACAUGAAAAACAAGAUGAAGAAAGUCAAGAAAACUUUUUCUCUCUGGAUCGUGCCACUCAGUCCUUUAGCAUCCAGAUGACUUCAUCUUUUGAACAGCUUGUGAUUCUGAGCAAGCACUGGCUUGACAGUCUUCCACAAUGCAGUGGUACUUCAAGACCCGAUGAAGACUUGAGACAGGAAAUUAAAAACCUGGGAGGAUUCUUGCAGUUAUUCUUGCAGGGGUGUUGUUCAGAUAUUUCCUCAAUGGUAAAAGAAGCACAAUAUAAAGUUGUUCAAACAGUACAACAAGCAGUGAAAUGUGUGGGACAGUUGGCUAUCCUGAAAGGAACUAAGCUGCAUUUUUCAGAGUAUGAUGAGGAGAGUGAAGCCGGUGUCCAGAUGGGUUUCAAAAUUGCCAUUUUUGAUGGAGUAAGAGCAGAAAUGAAGUCUCUUUUAGAGUCUGGGCUAGAAAAAACAAGGGACCUUCAGAAGGAACUUUUAAGACAGAAUCCACAAGAUGAGGUUCAAAAGGAGAUGAAAGCUAAAGCUGCGAGUCUGAUUAAAUCACUUGAAAAUAUCAUGACUGAAUGGAACAAGAAAGUCAUCAGAGCUGAGGCAGCAGAAGAGGCUUUGGGACUCCAAGACCUGGAGAAGAUAAUCAGUUUUGCUGUGGAUUUUGUGAAGUUUAAUCACUGCACAGACCAAGCAGGGCAAAUCAUCACUUCUACCCUGCAAGGUUCCUACAGUGAUUUAAGUCUUCUCAAGAAUUGUGUGGAAGAUAUUUGCAAUUCCGCUGGCCAUUUUCAUAACUAUUUCAGUUGGUUUUCAGCAUAUUCCUCUUCAUUAAAUAGCUCCAGUAGUAAACUGUGUGAACCCUUGGGUGACUUGAAGGAACUGGAGUCUAUAGCCAAGUCAUUAUUAACCUUAAGUUUUGAACCCAACGAAAGGCCUGAUGUGCUGAAACCCUGGGAAACUUGUGUGCAAAAUAUGGAAGGUAAAGAAAGGCAUCAUAAAUCAAAUGGGACUGAAUCAACCAGGAAAAAAGGUGUACCAAAACGGGUAUAUGAGCUUCAUCCUCCAUCUCAGAGCUCAGCUGAACGCUCCUCCAGAAGAAUACAAUGGGUCUAAGUACUUCUAAAUAUUUAUUUUACUAUGACUGAAAGAAAGAACAAAUUUGAUAGCCUGUUUUCUCCAGUGUAAAUAAAAUAUAUUUUGUAAAACCAUGUUAAAAUGCCUCACUGAAGUUCCAAAUAGGUCUGUUAUCUUACUUGGAUUUUUACAAAACCUUACGUGGAAUCCUGAAAUUUGAAAUGGGCUUAUUCAAGAUACGCCAAAAGCAACUCAUCUAUUUUGACACAAAAGUUUGUAUGUUUGUGUUUCUACCUGUAAGCUGGGAUUGGAGUCCUUUCAGUAUCGGAUUUGUUGGUCAAGUGAAAAAAGGAAUUCCAUGUUGUGGAGAUAGUGUCUCCAGGCCCUGCUCUUGUUUUGCAGUGCUGGAAAUAACCACUUACAUGGAUUCAUCACCUCUGGUUGGUUCAUCAACCCAUGUUCUUUAGGUAGUUUAAUUGUCUGCUUUCCCUUUAAGCAAUCCAGUUUAAACAAAACAAAACAAAGCGAAGAAAAAGAACCACAUAGAAAUAGAAAUGAACUAGUAAACAUGCCCUUUUGUUAUGGAUUUCGAUGGGUUAUUGGGUUUUAUAAUGGAAAUGCUAAUGAAACAAUGGGUGGUUUGAAUUGCACUAUUGCUCCAUGUUCAGUGUUUUCAUCAUUUCUGUUAGCACAUUUAAGUGGAUGUAUUUUCUCUAGCUAUACACAAGUAACAAACUACUCUAUGUACUCAGCUUUUUCUCCAGGUGCCUGUGUUUUAAAACAUUACGGAUAUCAGACAUUUGAAUAAAUAUAACUCUUGGGUGUCUACAAAGUCUACAAAUGUCUGAAUUUUAACUUGAGGAGGGGAUAUGUAUUGUUUAUGCCUGUGUGAAUCAGAUCCCUCUCAAUAGCUUAUCCUCUUGUUUUCUGUCAGACUUUCUAUUUAUCAUUUAAUUUUUUAAUUAUCAAUAACCAUAGUGCUAAGAAUUUGCAAACA